CAGUCCUACAACCAGUCCUACAACCAGUCCUACAACCAGCCCUACAACCAGUCCUACAACUAGCCCUACAACCAGCCCUACAACCAGCCCUACAACCAGCCCUACAACCAGCCCUACAACUAUGACGAUGUGUGUAGACAGCUGUGUUGGAGUUGUCAGUGGCACCUAUCAGUCGUGUGAUACCUGUACUGGUUUCAUAAUAUGCGUUGGAAAUAUUCUCUUUAACAAUCCCUGUCCGGAGGAAGACGGACAAGUUCUGGUAUGGGAUGAUAACCUGAAGACAUGCGAACCUACGUCAAGUACCUGUACAGAAACAAGCCCAACAACCAGCCCAACAACCAGCCCUACAACCAGCCCUACAACCAGCCCUACAACCAGCCCUACAACCAGCGCUACAACCAGCCCUACAACCAGCCCUACAACCAGCGCUACAACCAGUCCUACAACCAGUCCUACAACCAGCCCUACAACCAGUCCUACCACCAGUCCUACAACUAGCCCUACAACCAGCCCUACAACCAGUCCUACAACAAGCCCAACAACCAGUCCUACAACCAGUCCUACAACCAGCCCUACAACCAGUCCUACCACCAGUCCUACAACUAGCCCUACAACCAGCCCUACAACCAGUCUUACAACCAGUCCUACAACCAGCCCUACAACCAGUCCUACCACCAGUCCUACAACUAGCCCUACAACCAGCCCUACAACCAGUCCUACAACCAGUCCUACAACCAGUCCUACAACCAGUCCUUCAACCAGCCCUACAACCAGUCCUACAACUAGCCCUACAACCAGCCCUACAACCAGCCCUACAACCAGCCCUACAACUAUGACGAUCCCUACAACCAGCCCUACAACCAGCGCUACAACCAGCCCUACAACCAGCCCUACAACCAGCGCUACAACCAGUCCUACAACCAGUCCUACAACCAGCCCUACAACCAGUCCUACCACCAGUCCUACAACUAGCCCUACAACCAGCCCUACAACCAGUCCUACAACCAGUCCUACAACCAGCCCUACAACCAGUCCUACAACCAGUCCUACAACCAGUCCUUCAACCAGUCCUACAACCAGUCCUACAACUAGCCCUACAACCAGUCCUACAACCAGUCCUACAACCAGUCCUACAACCAGCCCUACAACCAGUCCUACAACCAGUCCUACAACCAGUCCUACAACCAGUCCUACAACCAGUCCUACAACCAGUCCUACAACCAGCCCUACAACCAGUCCUACAACCAGUCCUACAACCAGCCCUACAACCAGUCCUACCACCAGUCCUACAACCAGCCCUACAACCAGUCCUACCACCAGUCCUACAACUAGCCCUACAACCAGCCCUACAACCAGUCUUACAACCAGUCCUACAACCAGCCCUACAACCAGUCCUACAACCAGUCCUACAACCAGUCCUACAACCAGUCCUACAACCAGUCCUACAACUAGCCCUACAACCAGCCCUACAACCAGUCCUACAACCAGUCCUACAACCAGUCCUACAACCAGCCCUACAACCAGUCCUACAACCAGUCCUACAACCAGUCCUACAACCAGUCCUACAACCAGCCCUACAACCAGUCCUACAACCAAUCCUGCACCCGCUGUGGCAGCUGGAAUAGCCUCUUCCGCCUGCAUGUGGAGCUGCAGUGGGGCCUCUGACGGCGACUACCAAUCCUGUGAAUCCUGCUACGGAUACAUCGCCUGUGCGGGAGGCGCUCUUACGCGACGCAACUGUUCUGGGGUCAAGGUGUGGAACGACCUCCUCAAGAGUUGUGAAGAAACGUCUCCGACAUGUUCUGUUGUCACUACAACGACGUCGUCUCCUCGGGGCUGCGUUUCCAGCUGCAGUGACCGCGACAAUGGGGAAUACCAGUCGUGUGAAUCCUGCUCGGAGUUUGUUCAUUGCAACUGGGGGGAUUCUGUUGUUAAACCGUGUCCCGCUGAGCUUGUCUGGGAUGACGGCCUGCGGACAUGCGACUUCACCUCAACCACAUGCCCGUAAUAAUCUUUACGCCUAAGACGUCAUCGUAGGGUGGUUCUUCCCCGUCUCUGACAUUGCAAGUGUGUUCUUGGGUGUACAGUGAUAGACAUCUGAUACACAGACUACCCUCCAAUCUAAUUUUGUUCUCUCGUAACCAGGAAAGUGUAGUUAGUUUUAAAACACGCUCACCUAUACUGCCGAGUAAAGUGUCCGCCCAUGGUUCACGGUGGCGAAAAAUGAAACAAACCAGAAACGAUUAUUCGAUGCUGAUGUAUUUGAUAAGGGCAUUAUAGCUGCGUUUUAGACCUCACUUUUUAGUGUUUCGGCUUCUCUUUUCACCAAAAUUACAUUUUGAUAACUUUUGUAAAAUUUCGAUCGGAUACAAAUUUCAAGUGUA
Molecule: messenger RNA, 2384 nt
Organism: Haliotis rufescens (red abalone)
Lineage: Eukaryota; Metazoa; Mollusca; Gastropoda; Lepetellida; Haliotidae
Product: mucin-5AC-like
Exons: 3
Coding region: 122-2008 (628 amino acids)
Cellular component (GO): extracellular region
Molecular function (GO): chitin binding
Source: RefSeq, a predicted model, not a curated record